Molecule: messenger RNA, 1280 nt
Organism: Raphanus sativus (radish)
Lineage: Eukaryota; Viridiplantae; Streptophyta; Magnoliopsida; Brassicales; Brassicaceae
Product: AP2/ERF and B3 domain-containing transcription factor At1g50680-like
Exons: 1
Coding region: 219-1280 (353 amino acids)
Biological process (GO): regulation of DNA-templated transcription
Molecular function (GO): DNA binding; DNA-binding transcription factor activity
Source: RefSeq, a predicted model, not a curated record
AAAAGGAAAGUCUUUCUACUUGCAAUAUUCGACCGUUCAAUUAUGGAAUUAAAUAGAAAUGAAAAAUGGAAAGUCACUGAUGUUUAAAUACACCUGCAGUGCAACACCAAUACCUACAACACAAUUACAAGAAACAUAGCAUUCAGCUUCCUACGGUUUACCUCUUAGAGUUCUCUAGUUAAGUUCUACGUUGGCUUUUUCUUUGCUUCCUUCUCGCUAUGUUUCUAGUAUCCUCUGUUAUUCCAAUGGACGUUUCAAAGUCUGAGACUUUAAACACAAACGACUCUUAUUUACCUGUCAAGAAACGUAUGAGACUUAACGAACCUCCCACCGACAAAGCCCUAGUUUCCACUGCUAUAGACAAGGUUUAUUUUUCAAACAACGCAAAGUACAAGGGAGUUGUUCAGCAUCAGAACGGUCACUGGGGGGCUCAGAUUUACGUAGACCACAAACGGAUCUGGCUCGGGACUUUCAAAUCAGCUGCUGAAGCCGCCAUGGGGUAUGAUAGCGCAUCCAUCAAGCUUCGGAGCUUCGACGCAAACUCGUAUAGGAACUUCCCUUUGUCUGAUUUAACGGUCCACGAACCUGUGUUUCAAAAAGGCUACACAACGGAAGCUGUGUUGAACAUGAUCAAAGACGGUUCUUACCCACGCGAGUUUCAAGAGUUUCUCAAAAACCGUUCUCAGGUUGCCGUGGGAUCAAAACAGAGCCGAAGGGAUGAAGAACCGAACAAGUGCUUCUCUUGCACGCAGCUUUUUCAGAAGGAACUGACAGCGAGCGAUGUAGGGAAACUCAACAGGCUUGUGAUACCCAAGAAGUAUGCAGUGAAGUAUUUACCUUUUCUAAGCGAUGAUCAAAGCGAAAGAGAAGAGGGUGAAAUAGUAGAAGACGUUGAGGUUGUGUUUUAUGACAGAGAGAUGAGACAGUGGAAGUUUAGGUAUUGUUACUGGAGAAGUAGUCAGAGCUUUGUGUUAACCAGAGGAUGGAUUGGUUUCGUCAAGGAGAAGAGGCUCAAGGAGAAAGAUGUGAUCACUUUUUACACUUGUGAUGUUCCGACGUUAGAAGGCCAGAGCAAGAACUUCUUGAUGGUCGAUGUUCAUCGCUUUUCAGACAACGAGACUGUGGUCACAGAUGAGGAAGUAAACAAGAUAGUUCAUAACAGUUCUGAUGAUGUAAUGAAACCAGAUAACUUCUCUAAAUCGAAGUUAGGAGAAGAAGAAACCAAGCCAGAGGAGAACAAAGGAGGAGGGUUUAUGUUGUUUGGUGUUAGGAUCCAAUAG